Messenger RNA from Diorhabda carinulata, 6388 nucleotides. RefSeq names its product voltage-dependent calcium channel type D subunit alpha-1 (gene Ca-alpha1D). NCBI's taxonomy places the organism in Eukaryota, Metazoa, Arthropoda, Insecta, Coleoptera, Chrysomelidae. The record is from RefSeq and is a predicted model, not a curated record. Gene Ontology annotation, biological process: calcium ion import across plasma membrane. Gene Ontology annotation, cellular component: voltage-gated calcium channel complex; membrane. The transcript has 30 exons. Gene Ontology annotation, molecular function: high voltage-gated calcium channel activity. Bases 250 to 6123 code for a protein of 1957 amino acids.
ACUGGAUGGCGUAUCGCUGUAGACAGUGAGACGUCGCACCGUGUCGAAAUCAGGCAUCAGCUUACGUUUUGUUAGCCCGUAAUGUCAACUAAAGGGGUGAGGCAACAGAAACAUAAACGGCAAAUAUGUUCUAAUCGCUAGAACAUUCGGUCAACAGCGGUGUGCUUACGAAAAGUUGUAAUGUUAGUGAAAAAAUGGAGGGACCGUUUAAAAUCCUUGUUCACAUGAGAAAACAUUCUACAAAUUGUUAUGGAUCCAUCACUCUACUGUCCCGGGCUGCAGUAUGAACUUCGAGAAUCGUCUUCAAAUCGUUUUUGGUCCGUGCAACCUGCAGAGAGAGGGGGGUGUGCAUGGCAAGGCCCCAUUAGUGCGACUGCCACCGCGAUGAGUACCGUGGGGGCGGGCGUUACGAGCCCAGGACAAGUAGCAGCUCGGACGCCGACGGCCCCCAAACGACCCGUCCGACGUGGUGGCAAGGCGCCCCCAGAUCGUCCGCAACGUGCCCUCUUCUGCCUAUAUCUCAAGAAUCCGCUGAGAAAACUAUGUAUUGACGUCGUUGAAUGGAAGCCCUUCGAAUGGUUGAUUUUACUUACGAUAUUCGCAAAUUGUGUUGCCUUAGCAGUUUAUACACCUUUUCCCAACACCGAUUCUAAUACGACAAACGCAUAUUUGGAAAAAAUCGAAUACCUCUUUCUAGUAAUUUUCACUACGGAAUGUGUAAUGAAGAUCCUUGCAUAUGGUUUCUUAAUGCAUCCAGGGGCGUAUCUUCGGAAUGGUUGGAAUUUACUUGAUUUCACAAUAGUAGUUAUAGGGUUGAUUACUACCGUAUUACAAAAUCUCAGUAAAGAAACUUUCGAUGUUAAAGCUCUUCGAGCUUUCAGAGUUCUCCGACCUUUAAGACUUGUCUCUGGCGUACCAAGUUUACAAGUUGUGUUAAAUUCAAUUCUUCGUGCCAUGGUGCCUUUACUGCAUAUAGCUCUGUUAGUACUAUUUGUUAUUAUUAUUUAUGCAAUCAUUGGGCUGGAAUUAUUCUCAGGAAAAAUGCAUAUGACUUGUGUUGAUAACACGACAGGUAAACAAAUGGAUGAUCCUCACCCCUGCGGUGUUGAUGUGGGAUUCAAUUGUACCCAAAUAAGUAUAAACAUGAAGUGCCAAGAAGGAUGGACUGGUCCAAACGAUGGAAUCACUAACUUUGAUAAUUUUGGUCUCUCCAUGUUAACUGUAUUUCAAUGUAUCACCCUUGAGGGAUGGACUGAUGUACUUUAUAAUAUACAAGAUGCAAUGGGCAGAACAUGGCAGUGGGCGUAUUUCGUAUCCAUGGUCAUAUUAGGAGCAUUUUUUGUGAUGAAUCUAAUUCUCGGAGUCUUGAGCGGUGAGUUUUCAAAGGAAAGAGAAAAGGCAAAAGCUCGAGGUGAUUUCCAUAAGCUUCGAGAAAAGCAGCAGCUCGAGGAAGACCUGAGAGGUUACUUGGAUUGGAUAACACAAGCUGAAGAUAUAGAACCAGAGGGCGAAGACCAUCAAAACCAAGACAAUAGAAACAUAACUCAGAACGAGAUGGAAUCCACCGAUCACAUAGGUGAAGAAGAAGUUCAACAAGAUUCUUGGUUUAAACGAAAGAAAAAAGAUUUCGAACGAGUUAAUAGGAGAAUGAGGAGAUCCUGUAGAAAAGCUGUUAAAUCUCAAUCUUUUUACUGGCUCAUUAUUGUUUUGGUGUUUUUGAAUACCGGUGUUUUAGCUACAGAACAUUAUAAACAACCACGAUGGUUGGACGAUUUUCAAGAAUAUACAAAUAUGUUUUUUAUCGCUCUGUUUACGAUGGAAAUGUUGUUAAAGAUGUAUAGUCUAGGUUUUCAAGGAUACUUCGUAUCGUUAUUUAAUAGAUUUGAUUGUUUUGUCGUAAUUGGCAGUAUCAUGGAAAUGAUUUUGACUAAUACUAAUGUGAUGCCACCGUUGGGAAUAUCUGUGUUACGUUGUGUUAGAUUAUUGAGAGUAUUUAAAGUUACUAAAUAUUGGAGAUCGUUAUCAAAUUUAGUAGCAUCUUUGUUGAAUUCCAUUCAGUCUAUCGCGUCUUUAUUGUUAUUACUUUUUCUGUUUAUUGUUAUUUUUGCACUCCUUGGUAUGCAAGUUUUCGGUGGAAGAUUUAAUAAAGAUACUGAAGAAAAAACGAGAUAUAAUUUUGAUAGUUUCUGGCAAAGCUUACUAACAGUAUUCCAGAUUCUGACGGGUGAAGACUGGAAUGUGGUUAUGUAUGAAGGUAUACAGGCAUAUGGAGGCGUCGAAUCUCCUGGCGUUUUAUCCUGUAUAUACUUCAUAAUUCUAUUUAUUUGUGGUAAUUAUAUUCUAUUGAAUGUGUUUUUGGCUAUUGCCGUGGAUAACUUAGCCGACGCCGAAUCACUCACCGCUAUUGAAAAAGAAGAAGAGGAAGGUGAAAGGAAAUCGAAAAGUCCUACACCACAAGAAGAAGUAGAAGAGGAACAUAGUGUAGAAGAAGAGGAAACAGAUGAUGGGCAAUAUUCUGGAAGAUCCGAACAUGAGGGAGAUGCUGAAUCUCAGACCAAAAUCGGAGAGGAGGGAGAGUUUGAUGAAGAACAAAACGAAGAGGAAGAUGUAGAUAUUGAUGUUGACGAUGAUGAAGCUGAAGUUGUUACAAAAGAAACAGCAAGACCUCGACGAUUGUCUGAGGUCACAAUCGUUAAGAAAAUACGCCCUAUUCCCAAAGGCAGUGCCUUCUUUAUAUUUUCACAUAAAAACAGGUUCCGUGUGUUCUGUCAUUGGCUAUGUAAUCACAGUUACUUUAGCAAUAUGAUUUUGUUGUGUAUUAUGGUAUCUUCAGCAUUGUUAGCGGUUGAGGAUCCUAUUGACACGGAAUCUGAAACCAAUAAGGUGCUGUCAAAAUUUGACGUAUUUUUUACAAUAAUAUUUUCAAUUGAACUGAUGCUCAAAACCACUGCGUAUGGAUGCAUCUUACACGAUGGUGCCUUUUUACGUUCGGCCUUCAAUAUGUUGGACUUACUUGUAGUCUGUGUCUCAUUAGUGUCCAUUUACAAUAGCCAAGGUGCAAUGAACGUGGUAAAGAUUUUAAGAGUUUUGAGAGUUCUACGUCCGUUAAGAGCAAUUAAUAGAGCUAAAGGGUUAAAGUAUGUAGUGAAAUGCGUGAUAGUAGCCAUUAAGACGAUCGGCAAUAUCAUGCUGGUCACCUACCUUCUGCAGUUCAUGUUUGCUGUUAUUGGAGUGCAACUGUUCAAGGGUAAAUUGUCGCACUGUACUGAUCGAUCAAAGAUGACAGCAGAUGAUUGCAAUGGUACCUAUUUAGUAUAUGAAAACGGUAACAUAGAUAGACCGUCGAUGCAGGAAAGAAGUUGGGACCCAAAUAGAUUUCAUUUCGAUAAUGUGUUGAAAGCAAUGUUAACGUUGUUCACUGUAUCAACUUUUGAGGGAUGGCCCGCUUUACUUUAUGUUUCAAUAGACUCAAACGAAGAAAAUAAAGGACCAAUUCACAAUUACCGCCCCAUAGUAGCAGCGUAUUACAUAGUCUACAUUAUUAUUAUUGCGUUUUUUAUGGUUAAUAUAUUUGUCGGUUUCGUUAUUGUUACAUUCCAAAACGAGGGAGAACAAGAAUACAAAAAUUGCGAAUUGGAUAAAAAUCAGCGUAACUGUAUCGAAUUUGCUCUUAAAGCAAAACCUAUUCGUAGAUACAUUCCGAAACAUCGGAUCCAGUAUAAAGUGUGGUGGUUCGUUACGUCGAGACCAUUCGAAUAUGCAAUUUUCACUUUAAUUUUGACUAAUACAAUAACACUAGGUAUGAAAUUUUACCACCAGCCAGAAGAAUACCAAACUUAUGAAAAAGUACUGGAUUAUCUCAACAUGAUAUUCACCGCCGUAUUCGCGAUGGAAUUUGUAUUUAAAUUAGCUGCUUUUCGAGUCAAGAAUUACUUUGGAGAUGCUUGGAAUGUUUUUGAUUUUAUAAUUGUUUUGGGAAGUUUUAUUGAUAUAGUUUAUCAAGACGUAAACCCUGGAGAAAAAUUUCGACUUUCUGGUAACUUUUUUCGUUUGUUCCGUGUUAUGAGACUUAUUAAAUUGUUGAAUCGAGGUGAAGGUAUCCGAACAUUAUUAUGGACAUUUUUAAAAUCUUUUCAAGCGCUUCCUUAUGUCGCUUUACUAAUCGUUAUGUUAUUUUUCAUCUAUGCUGUUAUCGGAAUGCAAAUGUUUGGAAAAAUAGAAAGUAACGAUCUGCAAUCUUCAUCAUCUAUAACUCGAAAUAAUAAUUUCGGAUCAUUUUUUCAAGCUGUACUAGUUUUAUUUCGAUCUGCUACAGGUGAAGCCUGGCAAGAAAUCAUGAUAGACUGUGCUGAUACCCCAGCUGCCAAAUGCCACAGCAACUUGAAAAAAGAUUCACAUACUUGUGGUUCUGUUGUAGCCUAUCCAUUUUUCAUUUCAUUUUAUGUUUUGUGCUCAUUUUUAAUUAUAAAUUUGUUCGUAGCUGUUAUUAUGGAUAAUUUUGAUUAUCUCACAAGAGAUUGGUCUAUCUUAGGACCGCACCAUUUAGAUGAAUUUAUAAGGCUGUGGAGUGAAUAUGAUCCUGAUGCCAAAGGCAGGAUAAAACAUUUAGAUGUCGUUACUCUCCUUAGAAAAAUUUCCCCUCCUUUAGGAUUCGGUAAAUUGUGUCCACAUCGUGUAGCUUGUAAACGUUUAGUAUCCAUGAAUAUGCCUCUAAACAGUGAUGGCACGGUUUUAUUCAAUGCCACAUUAUUCGCCGUCGUUCGAACCUCUUUGCGAAUCAAAACCGACGGCCCUAAUAUAGAUGACUGCAAUGCAGAACUCCGAGCUGUGAUCAAGAAGAUUUGGAAACGAACCAGUCCGAAACUACUAGAUCAAGUGGUUCCUCCUCCUGGGGUUGACGACGAAGUUACUGUAGGAAAGUUCUACGCUACUUUCCUCAUUCAGGAUUACUUCAGGAGGUUUAAAAAGCGAAAAGAACAGGAACUAAAAGAAGGUGAUAAAGAUAUUCAUAACACUGUUACGCUACAAGCUGGCUUACGUACAUUACACGAAGCUGGUCCAGAACUGAAACGUGCCAUCUCGGGUAAUUUAGAUGAACUAGUCGAUGACAAUCCAGAGCCAAUGCAUCGUAGAAACCAUUCCCUAUUUGGAAGUGUAUGGUCUUCGAUGAGACGAGGUCAUACGUUCAAUCGAGCAAAAUCUCUGAAGUUAAACUCAACUCAAAUAAAAAUAACGCCAGCUUCCAGUGUUGAUUUUCUUCCGUAUAACUCUAUUAAAAACGCUGUUACCGAAGGAAUGAAUCACAUCACUUCUAUGACAAAGAACGUACAAAAUAGAGUCAGUAUCAAUUCUCUGAACAAUCAGGAAAAUUACAAGGACGAGGAAAUUCCUUUGAGAUCCCUUAGUAAUGCACAAAACGGAGAUGACAAGAAUUACACAGUGAUCGAUCCGCAGAGUGACAAAACGGCAGCGGCGGAGCUGACGCCCCCGACCCCACCACCGCGCCGUAUUCGUCUUGGACUGGGGGGCGGUUGCAUGCCAGCCUCAGCCACACCUACAUCUACACCUACGCCCUCAUCUGUGCCUGCGCCUACAGUGGCAACGCCUGUGCAACAAGCACCGAGCUUUAAUCGUAUUGCAAGCGGGCUUAAACUCGCUCAAGCGCAAGCUAUGGCAGUCGCAGGUUUUUUGCCAGAGCCUACGCUUGGCGAUUUGCCCCUUCCUCUCGGGAGAUUUCACCCUUCUGCCUCUGAAUUUGAAGGAGAUAGCCGGCAUGCGCCUUGUACUCUCCUGAACCACAGGGCUUCCUUCCAUGGCAGAGUUGGAGUCGGUGAGGCAAAUGGCCACGUAGGCACAGAGCGUCUUAGCCAUUCACUGCCUGGCAGUCCGGCCGACCGCAGACUUGCUUCUUUCGAAGUGGUGGGCUCUGCGGAAAGUUUGGUAGGCCGAAUCCUAGCCGAACAAGGCUUAGGUAAGUACUGUGAUCCGGAUUUCGUGCGGUACACCUCGAAGGAGAUGCAAGAGGCAAUGGACAUGACUCAAGAGGAAAUGGACCGUGCAGCACACCAAAUUCUUCAACAGGAGAAACUUAUACAUCAUCCUUUACAGCAGCCACAUUCAUAGCAACACAUAUGCGAGUGUAUCAAGUACACCCCACCACUCUAUCAAGUGCCUAAACUCAUUUCUUCUGGUCCAAGGAAGACUUUAUAUUAAUAAGGUGUAGUUUUUUAACCUGGAUUUUACUGAUGGAAAGGAUUGUUUCUCCAGUUGUAUGUAAUACAUGUACAGGGUGUGAAAGUAUGAGUAUGGACUCUCAUUAUAAUUUACCAUUUUCUAAUAUCAAAUGUGUCAAAAUAAUAAUAACAAUAAAUCUUACUUUUCAUUUAAA